UUUUUUUUUUUUUUAAACUUAAAAAAUAUUUUGGGCCCUGGUGAGUCAUUUGACCCACCAGGCAUAAGGCCAAGUCCGCCAAUGGUUAUGAGCCGCUUUCAUUUAUCAAGACUCAGGUACAGGCUCUAGAUGACAAACAGAAUUAUAGUCUACUGGCACGAAGCCGCUUGACAAAUGAUAGGAUAAUGAGAUGCCAUAGGGCAUUAAUCACCCCAACAAAAAUAUGCCUUUUGGGUCCUGAACUGGAGGCUUCAAACUAUAUUGUCAAGAACUUUGCAGCCCACACCGCAGAUUUCAUGAGAGUUACUUUUGUAGAUGAAGACUGGGGCAGGAUACAACCGAAGACUGUAUCAGUUAGUGCUGAGCAAGGAAUAUUCUCAAAGCCAUUUAGAACAAAGAUAUAUCACCGUAUAUUAUCCAUUCUCCGAGAAGGGAUUGUGAUUGGAGAUAAAAGGUUUGAGUUCUUGGCCUUCUCAGCAAGUCAACUCCGGUCAAAUUCUGUAUGGAUGUUUGCUUCCAAUGAUAAAGUGACGGCAGGUGAUAUACGUGAAUGGAUGGGCAGCUUUAACAAGAUCCGUAGUGUUUCAAAAUGUGCAGCUAGGAUGGGGCAAUUGUUCAGUGCUGCUUGGCAGACAUUAGUUGUUCCUGUACAGGAUGUGGAAGUUAUUCCUGAUAUAGAACAAAAUUCAGAUGGCAUUGACUACUGUUUCUCAGAUGGUAUUGGAAAAAUCUCCCUCUCUUUUGCUAGACAAGUUGCACAAAAAUGUGGCCAAGAGCACACUCCUUCUGCGUUUCAGAUUCGUUAUGGUGGUUAUAAAGGUGUAGUAGCUGUAGACCGAAACUCCUUCCGAAAGUUAUCUCUGCGCAGUAGCAUGCUUAAGUUUGAAUCCAAAAAUAGAAUGCUUAAUGUCACCAAAUGUAACAAGUCCCAGUCAUGUUAUCUGAAUAGAGAGAUCGUUACCCUUUUGACCACCUUGGGAGUUGAGGACGAGAAUCUUGAAGCAUUGUUGCAGGAACACAUGCGUCUUCUUGGGAGUAUGUUGACUAGUAGAGAUGCAGCUUUGGCUGUGCUUGAGAGCACAUACAUGGGGGAUAGUAAAACACUUUCUAAAAUGUUGCGUCAUGGGUUUGAACCAAAUGCAGAGCCUUAUCUCUUGAUGAUGCUUCGAGCAUACUUGGAGAGCCAAUUGUCUGAUUUGAGAGGGAGAUGUCGCAUUUAUGUCCAAAAGGGCCGUGUUUUACUUGGUUGCUUGGAUGAGACAGGGAUUUUGGACUAUGGCCAGGUAUUUGUCCGUUUAACCCUGAGGAAAACUGAACUUGAUGAUCUGGAUCCACAUGUCUUCCAAAAAUUGGACGAAAAAACUGCCAUACUGAAAGGGAAGGUAGUUGUCACCAAAAAUCCUUGUUUACACCCUGGUGAUGUCAGAGUGCUGGAAGCUGUUUAUGAGGAGAAGGGAUUAAUUGACUGCCUGAUUUUCCCACAGAAAGGAGAAAGGCCUCAUCCAAAUGAGUGUUCAGGUGGCGAUUUAGAUGGUGAUUUAUAUUUCAUAAGCUGGGACGAGAAACUCAUUCCUCCGAAAACUGUGGCCCCGAUGGACUACACUGCAAGCAGACCUCGCAUCAUGGACCAUGACGUGACUAUGGAGGAGAUUCAACGUUUCUUCGUUGAUUAUAUGAUCAGCGAUACACUGGGAACUAUCUCAACUGCACACUUGGUCCUUGCUGACCGUGAACCUGAAAAAGCCCUGAGUCCUAAAUGUCUGCGACUGGCUGAGCUGCAUUCAAUGGCAGUUGACUUUGCAAAGACUGGUGCCCCGGCUGAGAUGCCUAAUGUUUUGAAACCAAAGGAGUAUCCUGAUUUUAUGGAGAGGUGGGACAGACCCAGUUACAAAUCUGAAGGGAUUUUAGGCAAACUCUACCGUGCCACUGUCGCUGCAACAAUUCCAAAAUUAGAUUUCAGUUGGUCAGAAGAGACUGCUCGAGCUGCUUAUGAUCCUGAACUAGAAGUUCCUGGCUUUGAGGACUUCACUGAUGCUGCAAAAAGCUGCAAGGAGAUGUACAGGGAUAAGAUGAGCGUCUUGCUGAUGUUUUAUGGAGCAACAAGUGAGGAUGAGAUACUGACCGGUAACCUAAGAGCCAAGUCAGCAUAUUUGCAGAGGGAUAACAGGAGGUAUAGAGAGGUGACAGAUAGGAUUUUGGAAUCUGUAAAAAGUCUUCGAAAUGAAGCAAAAGGAUGGUUCCAGGGCAGUUGUGAAGAAGAAGAUCGUCAAAAGAUGGCUUCAGCAUGGUACCAUGUUACUUAUCAUCCAUGUCAUUGCCAUGACAGUGCCAACUGCCUGGGUUUUCCAUGGACUGUGAGUGAUGUUCUGCUUACCAUAAAAUCUGCAAAUAAAAAACAAUCCUGAACUCGUUUGUUCGUGAAGGUUUAAUUAAUUUACAGUUUCAAGUUUAGCAUCAGCUUGGUGAAAGAUCAAAUUUGGAGGCUUCUUAUGCUAGUACAAAGUUUGUAAUUUUAAUGGUAGAUAGCUCUGACAGCAGGGCUUUAUCUGUUUAGUUCAUCAUGUAACUGCUUUACAUUUAAGUGUACCUUAGUCAACUAAUUAUCUAUGAUUGACUUUGUAACCUUAAAUUUCCUUUUGUUUGGAGGAAAGCUUAAAGGCAACAUCUGAAUGUAAAUUUCAAUGCGA
Molecule: messenger RNA, 2687 nt
Organism: Chenopodium quinoa (quinoa)
Lineage: Eukaryota; Viridiplantae; Streptophyta; Magnoliopsida; Caryophyllales; Amaranthaceae
Product: RNA-dependent RNA polymerase 2-like
Exons: 3
Coding region: 186-2405 (739 amino acids)
Biological process (GO): siRNA processing
Cellular component (GO): nuclear RNA-directed RNA polymerase complex
Molecular function (GO): RNA-directed RNA polymerase activity
Source: RefSeq, a predicted model, not a curated record